Megalobrama amblycephala (Wuchang bream) is the source of this 2941-nucleotide messenger RNA. RefSeq names its product adhesion molecule with Ig-like domain 1 (gene amigo1). Gene Ontology annotation, molecular function: protein binding. Gene Ontology annotation, biological process: brain development. The record is from RefSeq and is a predicted model, not a curated record. NCBI's taxonomy places the organism in Eukaryota, Metazoa, Chordata, Actinopteri, Cypriniformes, Xenocyprididae.
AAUUAGUAGGAUGUAACUCAACGAGAACACGCCGACAGUGAGCCUGAAAGAUGGAGCGCGGAUGCUUCGCCUAUGCGGACACAGACUCAAGUGCUCCAGUAGGAGCCGUAGUGUGUGUGUGUGUGUGUGUGUGUGUGUGUGUGUGCAGGUCUGCUCAUGCGCCCAUGAAGAGAUGCUGCUGCUGAGGAUCAGAGGUGUGUGCGCUGCGGCGGGCUUAUUUACACCCGUUCAGGCACACUGCAUCAAAGAAAAGCUCUGGCGCUCCUUAGGAAAUGGACUUUCUAAAGGGAUUCAUGUGUCUUUGCGGUAAUACAUCUCAAGCUCUAAAUUUGCCUCAUCAGUCCCACAGGCUGUUCCUCCAAACAGUGUGGAAAGGAUUUAAACAGCCACAUUAUUGAAGAGGAUUUUCUGACUUAUGCAACAUCCACAUUCUAACUGCAUGUCAGAAAUGCCCCCUUCCAUCAAGUGGUGCAUUAGGCGGGCUGUCUGCUUGUCCUUUAUUCUUGCACUGAUCCCCAGGACCAGAGGAUCGACACUGAAUUGUCACAAAAUGUGCAUAUGCGCCAGUAACAUUGUCAGCUGCUCCAAGAUGAACCUGACGAUGGUUCCAUCCGACCUGCCUAACUACACAGCUGUGCUUGACAUUAGUUUUAAUGACAUAACCGGACUACGCGCACAAUGGACCAAGCACAAACUCCCCAAACUCCACAACCUCUUGCUCAGCCACAAUGGUUUGUCGUUCCUCUCUUCGGAGGCGUUCGUUUUCGUAAAGCAACUGCGCUUCUUGGAUCUGUCGUCAAAUAAUCUGCGACAGCUAGACGAGUUUAUUUUCGAGCCACUGACACUUCUGGAGGUUUUGCUGCUCUACAACAAUCACAUCUCGCAGAUCGACCGCACGGCCUUCACGGGCCUCAACAGCCUGCAGAAGCUCUACCUGAGCCAGAACCUGGUGUCCCGCUUCCCCCUGGAGCUCCUCAAGGACAAGAGCCGACUGGACAAGCUGAGCCUGUUGGACUUGUCUUCCAAUCGGAUCAAAGUUCUCCCCAUUCAUGACCUCCAGGCACUGCCGGCCUGGAUCAAGAACGGGCUGUACUUCCACAACAACUCCCUCAUCUGCGACUGUGAGCUGUACAGUUUGAUGGCUCACUGGUAUAUCCGACGACUCAAUUCGGCUCUAGACUUCAAGGACGACCACACCUGUGUGCAUCCCGGCCCGGAUAAACGGGUGCUGCGUUUGUACGAUCUCAACACUCAUAUGAAUUGCAGCACGUUUAAAGAAACUGACGAAGAAGCUUAUUUGGACCAGACACUCAACCUUAGCUGUGACACCCGGCAUCGGAACAUGUUAAAGACAUGGAUGCUACCCGGAAACAUCUUGUUAUCUUCUGGCAAUAACCACAGCGCUGUGGUUCACUCAGACGGCAACCUUGAGAUUAAAUCAAUCCGACCUGAGGACUCAGGUGUGUACACUUGCUUCGCCGUGAGUGAAUACCUCAACGAAACGCUCUACGUGGUGGUCAAAGUCCACAACUUUACCCUCAAUGGCAAUGGCGACUCCCUCAACACUGCUUACACCACCUUGGUGGGUUGCCUGGCUAGCGUGGUCCUGGUUCUUAUCUAUCUGUACCUGACGCCCUGUCGCUGCUUCUGCUGUCCCGACCAGGGCAAAUCGAAGAACCAUCAUGAAGACAGCAUCCACUCCUCCAUGCUCAGCGCCACCCCAACGCACGACGAUAUGGCAACCAAAGCAGAGCUCAACAGGCACGUGGCCUUCAUAGACCCCAAGGACCUGCAGGGACAGAACGGAAAAGUGAAUCCUAAUGGAGAGGAAGAAGUAGAUGAGGAGGCCAUGCAGGGAAAAGGAAAGCGGAAGAAAUCAGUGGCAGACUCAAUUAGUUCUGUCUUUUCUGAUACUCCCAUUGUAGUCUGAGGCAGGAUGUGUAUUUUUGGCUGGAGACAGUUCAUUGUUGUGACUUUCUCGGACAAAGAGACUGAAGUACAGUUUGCCAUCCUCAGUGUUUGGCUGUUUCUGCAAAACCUUUCCAGCAUUUUAAUCUGUAGCACUUAAGUAUAUACUGUGAAAAGGUCUUGCCAUAUUAGUGGAAUCUAAACUUGGAGUGUUUAGAUUUGAGUUUAGGCCGACUAAGUGUGACUAGAGGUAGUCUGGGUAAACAUCACAUGCAAUCUGCAAUUUCUCAAUGAUCAAGCUAGGAAAGCUAGGUUGAGAAACAUUAAUACAUCCACUAUAUAAUCACAUCAUAAGCAUGAGCUUUGCAGACUGCUAAUGUUAAGAAGAAUAUAGCAUAGAAUGAAGCCCUUGUAGCUAAUCAUAUUUACCACCUUUAUGCUAACUGACCGACCUUACCACUUUAUGUAAAGCCAUAUGCCGUUGAUCAUUGCAGGGGGAAAGCAAUGCACUUUUGCAUUUGAUAGUACAGCCACAAGAAAAUGAUGGAAAAGUAUCUGUCUCUAUGGCACAUUGCUAGUUUUUUUGUGAAUGAAAGAGUUGAACAGUGAACUGAGUGACUGUGUAACACGCAUAUGAUGAUGCUUAUAUAAUUACCAAUUACUGAUAUAUGGCUAUGGAAAAAUAAAAUCCUUGUCAAACUGGAUUGGCUGGUUGAAUCUAGACUCUUUCCGUCCAAUUUCGUUAGAUAGAUAUAUAUAAUUGUCUUUACAUUUAAUUGCUUGAUUCCAAUCACAAAAUUGUAACUUUACAUAGAGUUCCAUCUAUAUCAAACUGUAUGUAAACACAGCACCAAAAGAUUGUAAUUUUGGCUAACUCUCGCAUAAAAUGCAGAAUCUGUCACGACACCCAGAGAAUGACAUAAAAUGCAAUCUUUUAAUAGAAUGGUGUUUCCCAUCUGCUUGCAUUCUCAUCUCUAAAGCUAUAAUGAUUUGAGCCUGGAUUGAUCAGCCAAAACAGUUUCGGACACUCAGA